GUACUUUGACUCGGUGGACAUCUGCAAGCUCCACUCGGACUGGCACGAGGUACGCGUCCAGGGCGUCUUCCCCACCAAGGCAAGCGGGCCUGUCACCGUCACCUCACUGACCGUGCUGGAGCGUGCGGCCUUGGAGUUCGCCCUCUUCCAGGAAGGCAGUCGGCGCUCCGACUCUGUGGACAGCCACCUGCUGGACCUGUGCAUCAUGGUCUUCCGGGCCACCUUCACCAAUGGCAACAAGCUGAGCCUCGGCCGCCUGAUGGCGCACAGCAAGCGCGCCGUCAAGAAGUUCGUCAACUGCGACGUGAUGCUGGAGCCGGGCGAGUACGCCGUGGUGUGCUGCGCUUUCAACCACUGGAACACCCCUGUCUCGGGCACCUCCGUCGGCCAAGUGUCCAGUCCCACUGCCGGCAACGGGUGCCCCGCGGCCGCCGACCUCUCCAGCUACAUCCUGGCCAUCUACAGCUCCCGCUUGGUGAUGGUGGAGCAGAUCGAGGCCCAGUCGACCACGUUGGCUGACGCCAUCAUCCUCCUGACAGAGAACAAGGGCGAGCGGCACGAGGGGCGUGAAGGGAUGACUUGCUACUACCUGACGCAUGGCUGGGCGGGCCUCAUAGUUGUGGUGGAAAACAGGCACCCCAAAUCUUACCUGCACGUCCAGUGCGACUGCACAGACAGCUUCAAUGUGGUGUCGACGCGGGGCAGCCUGAAGACGCAGGACAGCGUGCCCCCGUUGCACAGACAGGUGCUGGUGAUUCUGUCUCAGCUGGAAGGCAACGCCGGCUUCUCCAUCACCCACCGCCUGGCACACCGGAAAGCCACCCAGGCCUUCCUCAACGACUGGAUGUCCACCAAGGGGACACCCCCCCCGCCGCUGACACCCGACGUGGCAGGGCUCCACGGGCCCCGGCCCCUAUGACAAAUGGCCCUGUCCCCCGUGCCGCUUUUCCGCUUCUGCCUUUUCCCGGGACCCAUCUGCCUCGGGCGUUGCCCGAGCCGCCAUUACUGAGCCGUCAGGGCUGAGGAGGAGGAGGAGGACGACGAUGACCCCCGUGGACCGGGGUGUCUCAAGCCAAGCGCCUUUCCUCCCCCCCCCCAGGAGUCAGGCAGGGAGCUGCUCAGGUUCCCCUCUCCCUUGCAAGCCCCCCGCCCAUUUCCCCUCCCCCCUCCCCCACAAAUCAUGCACUUUAUCCAGAGCUGCUGUCACAAUGGGAGACCAAGGGAAUUUCACAGUCUGGAGGAAGGGCCAGUCCCACCUUAUCGGAUGCUCCCGGACACACGGAAUCCUGGGACUUGGCUCUCCCCGCAGCCGCCGAAAACCCCUGCGGCUGCAACAAUAUACCUCUGGCCACUGUGUCUCUGUGUGUGCGCGUGUGUAUGUGUGUGUCUGCCUUGCCCCACUGUGAGUCGUGUCGGCUGGGGCCGGCCUGAGGUCGGGGGAAGGGGGUGGGAAUUUAUAG
Gekko japonicus is the source of this 1460-nucleotide messenger RNA. RefSeq names its product calpain-15-like. The transcript has 5 exons. Gene Ontology annotation, cellular component: cytoplasm. The annotation marks the transcript as partial. The record is from RefSeq and is a predicted model, not a curated record. Gene Ontology annotation, biological process: proteolysis. Gene Ontology annotation, molecular function: calcium-dependent cysteine-type endopeptidase activity. NCBI's taxonomy places the organism in Eukaryota, Metazoa, Chordata, Lepidosauria, Squamata, Gekkonidae.